CUAAAAGGCCAUGACGUACCAGCCAUCUUUGCAGUUCUCCAGCAGUGUGCCAGGUGCCAACUCUGGACAGCAUCUGAGCUUAGCGAUUUGCAGCCCGAAGCUGUAGGCCAGCAAGUGGAGGCCCGCCGCAGACCGACCCUUUCUCCCACCCCAAACAGGCCAGGCUGGUGUCGCCCUUCCCCCCGUCACCAAAGUUCCCACCAUGAGUGUUUUGACAAGUCGCCAAGCCGAAGAGCUGCACAAGUCCAUCAUCGCUUACCUGGCUGCCAACAACCUCCCAAACUCCGCCGCCGCCCUCAGGACAGAGCUCAACCUGGAAGAAGAUGGCUUCGACGCUGCCACGGCCAAGAAGUACGAGAACCUGCUCGAGAGGAAAUGGACCAGCAUCGUGCGGUUACAGAAGAAGAUCAUGGAUCUCGAAUCGCGAAAUACCGCCUUGCAGUCUGAACUCGACAGCAUAACCCCCGCCUCCCUGACACAGCGCAACAAAGACCCCUCGUCUUGGUUGCCCAAACCACCACCUCGAUACACACUCGAAUCACACCGAAAUACCAUCAACUGCAUAGCGUUCCACCCUGUCUUUUCUCUGCUUGCCACCGGCUCUGACGAUUAUACGAUAAAAAUAUGGGACUGGGAUGUUGGCGAGCUGGAGAACACCAUCAAAGGCCACACUAGAGCCAUUCUCGAUGUCGAUUUUGGCGGCCCUAAGGGCAACACUCUCCUGGCUUCCUGCAGUUCGGAUUUGACCAUCAAGCUGUGGGACCCAGCCUCAGACUACAACAACAUCCGGACGCUGGCAGGUCACGAUCAUAGCGUCAGCGCAGUGCGAUUUAUACCUGCCUCGGCAAACUUGCUGGUCAGUGCGAGCAGGGACAAGACAUUGAGGAUAUGGGAUGUCACCACAGGAUUCUGCGUCAGGACACUAAGCGGCUCCAGCGGUUGGGUCAGGGAUGUAUACCCAUCCUUCGACGGCCGCUACCUGCUCUCGGCCGGAGACGACAUGACCGCCCGGCUGUGGGAUAUUUCCGAGGCCAACAGCACAGAAAGCAAGGUCAUCAUGACAGGCCACGAACACUACAUCGAAUGCUGCGCCAUCGCUCCCCCGGCUUCAUAUCAAUACCUCGCUCCGCUUGCCGGUCGGACAAAACCCCCUCCGAGCAGCAGCUCGGCAGAAUACAUGGCCACGGGCGGCAGGGACAAGGCGAUACGGCUCUGGGACGCCCGCGGGAUAUGUCUCAAGACCCUGAUCGGCCACGACAACUGGGUGCGCGCGCUCGUCUUCCACCCGGGCGGCAAGUACCUCCUCUCGGUGGCGGACGACAAGACGCUGCGGUGCUGGGACCUCACCCAGGAGUGCCGCUGUAUCAAGGUCAUUGGCGAGCCCCACGAGAGGUUCAUCACCUCGCUGCGCUGGGCACCGAGCAUCGUGCGGAGCGUCGAGGCCUCGGCUGGCGAUGGCACCCCCACCCGGUCGCAGGACGGAGAAGCGAGGAACGGCACCACGCCGAAAGCCCAGGACGUGCAGAUCCGGUGUGUGGUUGCCACCGGGGGCGUGGAUUGCAAGCUCAGGAUCUUCACGACAUGACGAGAAAUGGCACUGUCUUCGACAAAAAGAAAAAAAGUCCCAAGCUUCUUUACUUUUCACCUAGAUCAUCGUAAUAUCCACAGGGGGAGGAGAAUGGGUGGGCUCUGUUCAUUCAUGUCAAAUGUGGCCUUUUUGGUGGUGCGGCCAACAAAUCUUGCUUUGUGUCUGUCUUAUUUUUUAACACCCGCCUUCAAUACCCUUCCAAUUCCGGCAGUUGUUUCUGGCCUUCCCACCCUCAUGCUUCUGGCGCGUGGUUUUUGUCGGGCUGUGUUGCUUCAUAUAGACACACGGCUUACCCCCGGUGAGGGCUUAGAUCGAGCGGUUGCGUCUCACUUCUGCUGCAUAGGAUGGCGUUGGUGGACUUGCCCAGCUGAUACACAAAUCGCAUGUCCUGUCGUCUGAAAAAUCAAAACUGGAAUAAACUUGGCCUCUAAAUUAGA
Molecule: messenger RNA, 2025 nt
Organism: Diaporthe batatas
Lineage: Eukaryota; Fungi; Ascomycota; Sordariomycetes; Diaporthales; Diaporthaceae
Exons: 3
Coding region: 203-1585 (460 amino acids)
Molecular function (GO): protein binding
Source: RefSeq, a predicted model, not a curated record